Anopheles cruzii is the source of this 902-nucleotide messenger RNA. RefSeq names its product antigen 5 like allergen Cul n 1-like. The coding region runs from base 8 to 802 and encodes 264 amino acids. The transcript is spliced from 2 exons. Lineage: Eukaryota; Metazoa; Arthropoda; Insecta; Diptera; Culicidae. The record is from RefSeq and is a predicted model, not a curated record.
AUUACAGAUGGCGUUUGGGUGGUCAAUUCGUGGCAACGCUUGGCUACUGAUCUUUGUUGCUAGUGGUUUUUGUUACCGAGACGAUCGCUAUUGUUCGCUCUGCCCCCAACACAUCGCUUGUGGGAACACCGACCAGUUGCAUGGAGAUUGUCUCAAAUAUAGUGGCGUUAACCUCACCAAUCUACGCCACUACAGGCAUCAAAUAACGGCACAUGUAAAUCAUCUACGCGAUAAGUUUGCUUCUGGCAAUGUAAACGGUUUCAACGAGCUCUACGGGCCAAUGCAUUUUGUCACGUGGGACGAGGAAAUGGCCGAUCUAUGCAGACUCAAUGUGAAUUCUUGCAAAUUCGGCCACGACAAGUGUCGUGCCACACCCAUCCACCCGUACAGUGGCCAAACAUUAGGCAAAUUGACGAAGUGUGUGCCAACAAACAAAGAGAAGGAACUUAACAUCAACGUGCAUCAUAAUGUAAUUUUGCAUCUGAUCGACCGAUGGUUUGCGGAGCACCUGGAUACAAAGCCGACCGAUGUUAAACACUAUUCGCAUAUCUCAUCCGGACGAAAAUUUCAAAUUGGCCAUUUUCUUCAACUGAUCAACUGUAACGUUUGCAAAAUGGGAUGCUCUUUGGUAUCCUAUAGGGAGCACCGCCAUCAUAACGUAUGCUCAACAUACAUCCUUUGUUGCAACUAUUCUUACAUCAACAUUAUCAACCGACCGAUUUGUAGCGUCAACGCUUCCUACCCAGGAGCUUGUGAGAAAAAUGGGCGUUUUCGUCAUUUGUGUCAGCACUGCUCGUUAUAGUGAUAGUUGAGAAAUAAAAUUUCAACAAAGGUUUUCAAACAUACGCGGAAAUAGCUUUAAUAAAUCUGUUCUCUUCAGCACUGCAUAAACCAGGAUACAU